AUGAAGGGGAAAAGAUGGAUCGCUGAACUCUUAGCAAAGAAAAUUGUGGAACUGACAACCAAGAAGACAACUACUGAGGAGGCUCUGAACUUGAGCAUCAGUGGAGAUCAGCCCCCUCCCCCCGGCACUGAGCCCUCUUCGGGAAACGACCUCAACACCCUCGAGAUUAUGACCAAACCAACGGUGAAAGAAAUAAUUAGUUUGUACAGAGAUCUCAUUCGCUACUCAAGAACGUUGAAGUUUACUGAUAAAGAUUAUUUCUUGUUCCGAAUAAAAGACGAGUUCAGGAAGAACCAGAAUGUAGAAAAACCUGAAGCUGUAGAAUUCUGUUUACAAGAAAGGAAGAGCCCUGUUGAAGAACCAGAGAGUGAUAUGAUGCUGAAGACAUUACUGAGAGGUCAUGGCCUGACCCAACCAUGGCUCAUGGGUCAGGCAACUGUAGUCACAAGUGGCGCAGCAUUAGUGAGCAAAAAACAUCUCGACUUCUCGUUACAGCCACAGAUAGUCGAAGAAGACUUGGAAGAGCAGUUUGUCAGAGGAGGAGGUCCUGGAGGUCAAGCUACGAACAAAACCAGCAACUGUGUCAUCCUGUUACACAAACCUACUGGAAUCGUUGUCAAAUGUCACCAAACCAGAUCUCAAGAUCAGAACCGGAAACUGGCUCGGGAAGUGCUCCUUACCAAGCUGGACAAUCUUAUCAAUGGAGAUAACUCCAUAGAGGCUCAAAUAAAAAACAUAGAGAGGAAGAAAAGUGCUCGCAUGGACCAGAAGAGGAGGAAACUAGCCGAGUUGAAACAGCAGUGGAAGGAUCGGGAAGGGCUGACUUGAAAAAUAUUGUUCUAGUGGUUUUGUAAUUUUGUAAAAUAAAAUUUAGUGUUGACUUUGUA
Homalodisca vitripennis (glassy-winged sharpshooter) is the source of this 887-nucleotide messenger RNA. Its product is annotated as peptide chain release factor 1. Gene Ontology annotation, molecular function: translation release factor activity. The transcript has 5 exons. The record is from RefSeq and is a predicted model, not a curated record. NCBI's taxonomy places the organism in Eukaryota, Metazoa, Arthropoda, Insecta, Hemiptera, Cicadellidae. The coding region runs from base 1 to 828 and encodes 275 amino acids. Gene Ontology annotation, biological process: translational termination. Gene Ontology annotation, cellular component: mitochondrion.